CAAGGUAUAAAUGUAGGCCGUCCAAGAAAAACGUCCAAGUUUAUUCACAAGAAGCUCAGAAGAGGAGCGAUCUGUAUACGACAAAUUCUCAUAUAGUUCUUCAGUUCAGUGGUCGAUAAAGAAGGAUAACUACAGCCUUUGAAGACACUGUUGGGUCACUGAAGACUUCAUGCAUUCGCUGCAGUUUUAUCCUUGAAUCGUUUGAAUCUGAGAAUCCCUUGCCCGCGGCCUUGAUGGAGAGGUUCAAGUCGAACGCGGGGGAGCACGUGAACCCCGCUUAUGACAGCAAUCUGGAUGGACCUCCUACUUACCAGGAUGUGCGCGCGGUGCGGCCCUCGGUGGUCAGCGCCUUCGGUCACGACACUUUGGACCGAGUGCCCAACAUCGAUUUCUACCGCAAUGCGGGCAGCAUGAGCGGUCACCGUGCCGUGCGGCCAUCCCUGCAGGAGCUCCAUGAUGUGUUUCAGAGGAACGGAGCCAUCUCUGUGCCGGACACAGUGCAGGACGACAAGGAUGACGACGAGAGCGAUGGGUCACCCUACGAUGAUGUGGAGUCUGCCGAUCCCCCCGAAAAAAUGCAAGGGGGGGUGAAGUUUGGCUGGAUCAGGGGCGUCCUGGUGCGAUGCAUGUUGAACAUCUGGGGUGUCAUGUUGUUCAUCCGUCUGUCGUGGGUUUUCGGUCAGGCAGGCUGGGGUUUGGGCAUCGUGGUCAUUGCUCUCAGCUGCGUGGUCACCACCAUCACUGGUCUGUCUAUGUCGGCCAUCUGCACCAACGGCGUCGUCCGAGGAGGCGGAGCCUACUACAUGAUAUCUCGCAGUCUGGGACCCGAGUUUGGUGGAUCGAUCGGCCUCAUUUUCGCCUUUGCCAACGCCGUGGCCGUAGCCAUGUACGUGGUGGGGUUCGCCGAGACUGUGGUGGAUUUGCUCAAGGAGAACAACGCCAUCAUGGUGGAUCCGAUAAACGACAUCCGAAUCGUCGGCUGCAUCACGGUGGUGCUGCUGUUGGGCAUAUCGGUCGCAGGGAUGGAAUGGGAGGCCAAGGCCCAGCUCGUUCUGCUCGUCAUCCUGCUGAUCGCCAUCGUGAACGUGUUUGUGGGAACUUUCAUCCCCGCAACGCCAACAAAGAAAUCCCAGGGAUUCUUCAACUAUAACUCAAAAAUAUUCUUAGAAAAUUUUACGCCGGCCUUCCGCGAAAAUGAGUCAUUUUUCUCGGUGUUCUCCAUCUUUUUCCCUGCGGCAACGGGAAUCCUGGCUGGAGCCAACAUCUCUGGAGACUUGCGGGAUGCCCAAAAAGCUAUCCCGAAAGGUACCUUGCUGGCCAUCCUGAUCACUGGUAUCACCUACUUGGGUGUUGGCCUAUGUGUCUCUGCCACUGUUGUCCGUGAUGCCACAGGAAACACUACGGAUCUCAUCAAUCCCGGCACGGUGUGUAACGGCUCGGCAGCGGUUGCCUGUGAGCUCGGCUAUGAUUUCUCUUCCUGUGCCGUGGAAAAGUGCAAGUUUGGCUUGAUGAACAACUUCCAGGUGAUGACCAUGGUGUCUGGGUUUGGUCCCCUCAUCAUCGCUGGAACAUUCUCAGCUACCCUGUCUUCAGCUCUGGCUUCCCUCGUCAGUGCUCCCAAAGUCUUCCAGGCUCUGUGCAAAGACAACAUCUACAAGAUUCUGUACUUCUUUGCCAAGGGACACGGCAAGAAUGACGAGCCGAUCCGCGGCUACGUCCUCACGUUCAUCAUCUCCGUGGCCUUCAUUCUCAUCGGUGACCUGAACAUGAUCGCUCCCAUCAUUUCAAACUUCUUCCUGGCUUCUUACGCGCUCAUCAACUUCUCCUGCUUCCAUGCCUCCUGGGCCAAGUCUCCAGGUUGGAGACCUGCAUAUAAAUUCUACAACAUGUGGCUGUCACUGGUGGGCGCCAUACUCUGCUGUGUCGUCAUGUUUGUCAUCAACUGGUGGGCAGCUCUCAUCACGUACGGCAUCGAAAUCCUCCUCUACGUUUAUGUCACGGUCAAGAAGCCGGAUGUGAACUGGGGGUCGUCCAAGCAGGCGGUGACGUUUGUGAGCGCGGUCAGCAACGCUCUGUCUCUGUCUGGUGUCGAGGACCACGUCAAGAAUUUCAGGCCUCAGAUCUUAGCGAUGAUGGGUUCACCAAAGACCAGACCAGCUCUUCUGGACCUGGCUCACUCGCUCUCUAAGGACUAUGGUCUCUGUCUCUCCUGCGAAGUCUUUGUGGGUCCGAGAUCGGAGAUUCUCCAAGACAUGAACUCCAACAUGGAGAAGAACCAGCUGUGGCUCAGGAAGAGCAAACGAAAGGCUUUUUACGCCGCCGUGGCCUGCGAUGAGUUCAGGGAAGGGACUGACAGCCUUCUGCAGGCUUCUGGUCUCGGCCGCAUGAGGCCCAACAUUUUAAUGAUGGGCUUUAAGAGAAACUGGAGGACGGCAGGUGCAGAGUCGGUGCAGACUUAUGUGGGCAUACUGCAUGAUGCGUUUGACUUUGAGUACGGGACGGCGUUACUGCGGAUGAAGCACGGACUUGAUAUGUCGCACAUCGUCGAAGCUGAAGAGGAGAUGCUGAAGGCAGCCAGGGAGCAGGAGGCAGUGGAGAGCGAAGGGCUGCCGAAUGGAGGGAAAGCGAAAGGACUGUUCAGGAAGUCCAGGAAAUCGUCUCAGCAAGUGCCAACGACCAGAGUGUCAGUGUGUGGCCCUCCGCCUCCGCAGAUCGCCAAGAUAAAUGACAAGCUGAUGGAGGCCAGCGCUCACUUCAAGAAGAAACUGCCCAAGGGCACGAUUGAUGUGUGGUGGCUGUUUGACGAUGGAGGUCUAACGCUGCUGCUUCCCUACAUCCUCACCACCAGAAAGAAGUGGAAAGACAGUAAAUUAAGGAUCUUCGUUGCAGGACAACCUGAACGCAGUGAGCUGGACCGACAAGAGAUGAACUCUUUGUUGAAGAAAUUCCGGAUUAAGUGCGACGACAUCAUCGUCAUUGACGACCUCCACGUCAAACCGCGCGCUGACAGUUUGAAGCGGUUGGAGGACAUGAUCGAGCCGUUCCGUGUGCGCGGGCCUCAGGUCGAGGCCGCCCAGCAGCGACAGCAGCCGUGGAAGAUCACCGACGAGGAGCUGAGCAGCUUUGAGGAGAAGACCAACCUGCAGGUGCGACUGAACGAGCUGCUGCAGGAACACUCCAAACUGGCCAACGUCAUCUUUGUGAGUAUGCCCAUCGCUCGCAAGGAAGCUGUGUCCGACUACCUCUACAUGACCUGGCUGGACAUUCUCACAAAGGACCUCCCCCCAACGCUGCUCAUCCGAGGGAACCACAAGAGUGUGCUGACUUUCUACUCCUGAGCACCUCGCAAAGGCUUAAUAGCAUGGGGGUUUGCAGAACCAUAGAAGGUUGAAAGUCCUCCGUGUUCCCACAUGAGAGUAGAAGAACAAUCAGCUGUUUUAUUUACUGAUGAAGCUUUUCCUUGAUACAGUCCCAGCACGACUCGGCUCGACUCGGCUCGUUUUGUUUUUCCGCUUUUCCAUUAGCGAUAGUACCUGGUACCCAGCGAGGUUCCAAGCGAGCUGAGCUGAUACUAAAUUGUGACGUCGUCAGAGAGCAUCGUCACCGGAAGACACCGGAAUCAAACCGAACAAUGCCGAACUGUAGAUCAGUCCAAAAAGACUUCAAAUGUCCUGAAAACACGCGGUAAUCUCUAACGUUUAGCAGCGAAACGUCCAAAAUCUCAAUAUUUAACAGAGGAGUCUGGUGUAUUUAGCGACAGCGCUGCCAAAAGCCAAACUAUUUCAGUUCAGUGACACUAAACCAAAUGGAGUCGAGUGGUGCUAGAACUGUAUCAUGGAAAAGUGCCAUAACACAUACUGUAAGUGGCGUACUGGACAACGGCGUAAUCAAAAUUCACUCUCCACUCGCGGCUCGCGUCUUAUUUUGAGCUGCUUCAUCAGGGCUAAUGGGGAGUUCACCAGCAAGUAAACCUGUAAAACUAGUUAACUGGUAAAACUGGUUAAAAAAAAAAAACAAAAACAAAAUGUGAGUUUAGGAGCAGAGGCACAGUUUGAGGUGACUUUACAUGUGUGUGUGAGUGUGUGUGUGUGUCAGGGUCAGUCCAUUGAUCAAAAAGCAGAAAAACAUGGUUCCACCUACAGGGAACAUGUUGUCUGACUGUAAAAUACAUGUAUAUAGUAGACGUCUGAAUUCACGAGUAGAUAUUUUUGAGCUAUAAAGACGAUGAUUAGUAUGUUAGUGUAAAAUACACUGUUAUUAUGGAGCUGUUUAGCCUUCUUUCUCUCUCUCUCUCUCUCCACAUGAUAAGCUUUUAAUUUCACUUUCAGCACACGUAUCUCACAUGCAAAUUCCUUCUAUAUAUUUUAGCCUUUUUUCUGUAUUUCUAUUUAAAUGUGAAAUUGUGAUUGUAUAAAGAAUUAAUA
This is a messenger RNA of Solea senegalensis (Senegalese sole), 4424 nucleotides long. RefSeq names its product solute carrier family 12 member 1 (gene slc12a1). Gene Ontology annotation, molecular function: sodium:potassium:chloride symporter activity. The record is from RefSeq and is a predicted model, not a curated record. The transcript is spliced from 26 exons. Lineage: Eukaryota; Metazoa; Chordata; Actinopteri; Pleuronectiformes; Soleidae. Gene Ontology annotation, biological process: potassium ion import across plasma membrane; potassium ion homeostasis; cell volume homeostasis. Gene Ontology annotation, cellular component: membrane. The coding region runs from base 234 to 3338 and encodes 1034 amino acids.